Gekko japonicus is the source of this 3002-nucleotide messenger RNA. It is a transcript of the gene TOP2A, whose product is annotated as topoisomerase (DNA) II alpha. The record is from RefSeq and is a predicted model, not a curated record. Gene Ontology annotation, biological process: resolution of meiotic recombination intermediates; sister chromatid segregation; DNA topological change. The transcript has 24 exons. Gene Ontology annotation, cellular component: nucleus. Gene Ontology annotation, molecular function: DNA binding; DNA topoisomerase type II (double strand cut, ATP-hydrolyzing) activity; ATP binding. NCBI's taxonomy places the organism in Eukaryota, Metazoa, Chordata, Lepidosauria, Squamata, Gekkonidae. The annotation marks the transcript as partial.
AUGAGAGCAAAUGAUUGUUGUAAGAUUGACUAUCUGUUCUUGCCUCUCGGUCAGCUGGAGGAUUCUUACUCUCUGUUUGCUGCAGAUGACCCUUCAGUGCCUACAGAAAGAAACCAGGUCCGAAAGAACGAAGUCCGAGCUACAACUCAAAUUGCACCAACGAGCAUCUCCAAGAGGAUCCCUUCACUCCGCCUAGUGGCACUCAACAUCCCUCUGACUGGCAACAUGAACGGGAUGCGGGGUGCUGACUUUCAGUGCUAUCAGCAAGCACAAGAGGCACAGCUGUACGGAACUUUCCGGGCCUUCCUAGCCACACCUACUCAGGAUCUAGUCUCAAUUGUAAAAAGAACAGACAGAGAUCGGCCUGUCGUCAACCUGAAGGGGGAGGGGCCAACAGAUGGAACCGACAGCGGUUUCUUAAAGCCGCACCUGUCUGGAUUGGAUGAGGCUGAGGUGUUUUUCCUGGCCUGCAGAAUCCUGUUUAUAAUGGACAGCUUGAAUGACUUUGGCCUCGGUUCGGUUCCUCUCACGGGACCCUCCGUCCGCUCUCCUCACAGGCCCGCCAUGGAUCUCGAUGUUUCCUUGUCCCCGCUGAAGCCGGUGGAUGGAAAUUUCAAAGGGGAUAAGAUCAAGAAUAAGGAUGCCAAAAGGCUCUCUGUCGAAAGGAUAUACCAGAAGAAAACGCAGCUGGAGCAUAUAUUGCUCCGGCCUGAUACGUACAUUGGCUCUGUGGAACAAGUGACACAGCAAAUGUGGGUCUUUGAUGAAGAUGUGGGACUGAACUUCAGGGACGUUACGUUUGUACCUGGUCUCUAUAAAAUUUUUGAUGAAAUCCUAGUCAAUGCUGCUGAUAACAAGCAGAGAGAUAAGAGCAUGUCAUGUAUCAAAAUCACAAUCGAUCCGGAAAAUAAUGUGAUCUCUGUGUGGAACAAUGGAAAAGGGAUUCCUAUUAUAGAACACAAAGUGGAGAAAGUCUAUGUGCCAGCUCUUAUUUUUGGGCAGCUUUUAACAUCCAGCAACUAUGAUGACGACGAGAAGAAAGUCACAGGUGGGCGAAAUGGUUAUGGAGCUAAACUCUGCAACAUCUUCAGUACCAAAUUUACAGUGGAAACUGCAUGCAAAGAAUAUCAGAAGCUCUUUAAGCAGACAUGGACAGGCAACAUGAGUAAGGCAGGGCAGAUGACACUGAAAUUCUUCGAUGAUGAAGACUUUACAUGCAUCACUUUCCAGCCGGAUCUGGCAAAGUUUAAAAUGACUGUCUUGGACAAGGAUAUCGUGGCCCUCAUGGCUCGUAGAGCCUAUGAUGUGGCAGGAGCAGUUAAGGAUGUCAAAGUCUUCUUGAAUGGAAAGAGGCUCCCAGUCAAAGGAUUCCGUAGUUAUGUAGACAUGUAUGUAAAGGACAAGGUGGAUGAAACUGGCAACGUGCUGAAAGUUAUCCAUGAAGAAGUGAACAGCCGGUGGGAAGUGUGCCUAACAAUGAGUGAAAGGGGAUUUCAGCAAGUUAGCUUUGUCAACAGCAUUGCUACAACAAAGGGUGGUAGACAUGUGGACUAUGUUGCUGAUCAGGUUGUCAAUAAGCUCCUGGAAGUGGUGAAGAAGAAAAACAAAGCUGGCGUUGGAGUGAAGCCCUUUCAGGUGAAGAGCCAUAUCUGGGUCUUCAUAAAUGCCCUGAUUGAAAAUCCAACUUUUGACUCGCAAACAAAGGAGAAUAUGACGCUUCAAGCAAAGAGCUUUGGCUCUACGUGCAAGCUGAGUGAAAAGUUUAUCAAGGGGGUAGUUGGUUGCGGCAUAGUGGAGAGCAUCCUGAACUGGGUGAGCUUCAAAGCUCAGACACAGCUCAACAAGAAGUGUUCAUCUGUGAAACACACUAGGAUCAAAGGAAUUCCUAAACUGGACGAUGCCAACGAUGCUGGGAGUAAGAACUCCGCCAACUGUACUCUUAUUCUGACGGAAGGAGACUCGGCCAAAACACUUGCUGUUUCUGGUCUUGGAAUUGUGGGCAGGGACAAAUACGGAGUAUUUCCCCUGCGUGGCAAAAUGCUCAAUGUCCGGGAAGCUUCUCACAAACAGAUAAUGGAAAAUGCUGAAAUUAACAACCUCAUCAAGAUUGUUGGUCUGCAGUAUAAGAAGAACUAUGAUGACCCAGAAUCGCUUAAGACCCUGCGGUAUGGAAAGAUAAUGAUCAUGACAGAUCAGGAUCAAGAUGGCUCCCAUAUCAAAGGCUUGUUGAUUAACUUCAUACACCACAACUGGCCUUCUCUACUAAAGCACCGCUUCCUAGAAGAAUUCAUUACUCCCAUUGUAAAGGCUUCCAAGAAUAAAGAAGAGAUUGCUUUCUAUAGCAUCCCUGAAUUUGAUGAGUGGAAAACCAGUGUUCCGAACUACAAAACCUGGAAAAUCAAGUACUACAAAGGUCUGGGGACCAGCACAUCAAAAGAGGCGAAAGAGUACUUUGCAGAGAUGGCAAGGCAUCGGAUACCUUUCAAAUACUCUGGACCUGAAGAUGAUGCUGCGAUCUCCCUGGCCUUUAGCAAAAAGAAAGUGGACGACCGAAAGGAAUGGUUGACCAACUUCAUGGAGGAUCGAAGGCAGCGGAAGCUGCAAGGCCUGCCAGAGGAGUAUUUAUAUGGGAAAGCAACCAGUUCUCUGACGUACAAUAGCUUCAUCAACAAGGAACUUAUUCUGUUUUCCAACAUGGACAAUGAACGAUCCAUUCCUUCCCUGGUUGAUGGACUGAAACCAGGUCAGAGGAAAGUUAUGUUCACCUGCUUCAAAAGAAAUGACAAACGGGAGGUGAAGGUUGCCCAGUUGGCGGGAUCAGUAGCAGAGAUGUCUGCUUAUCAUCAUGGAGAGGCCUCCCUGAUGAUGACUAUUAUCAACUUGGCUCAAAACUUUGUGGGUAGCAACAACUUGAACCUGCUCCAGCCCAUUGGUCAGUUUGGCACCAGGCUGCACGGUGGGAAAGACUCUGCCAGCCCUCGAUACAUCUUCACAAUGCUCAG